AUGACCCUUAGCACAGGAAAUGAAGACAUGGCAAUGAAAACGAGCAAAGAAGUCGACGGCAGUGAGGUACAAGAUACUGAGCGCCAAAUGAAAACGACACGAGCCCAAUCCCCGACAAAAGAAGCAGCCUUCAUAGCUGUCGUCUGCGCAGCCCAGCUCAUGAUUCAAGCCGGUCUCUCCCUAUCGAUAGCUCCUAUUCAAUCCAACAGUGCCAGCUUUGGUGCAACUCGACAAGAUCUCACCUGGGCAUCGGCGGCGUACAGCUUGUCGGUGGGGACGUUGAUUCUAGUCUCUGGCAGGCUGGGCGAUACGUACGAACACAGACUGCUAUUCACCAUCGGCUUCAUCUGGUUUGGGGUCUGGUCACUUCUUGGAGGAUUCGCCGUGUGGUCGAAUCAGAUCUUCUUCGAUUGCUGUCGUGCCUUCCAGGGUAUUGGCCCAGCACUUCUGCCCCCCAAUGCAGUGGCCAUUUUUGGCCGAACGUAUCCACCGGGACCGAAGAAAGAUAUGGUAUUCUGUCUCUUUGGCGCAACAGCGCCGGGUGGAUUCUCGCUGGGUGCGACAUUUUCAUCACUGCUUGCUCAGCGGGUGUGGUGGCCCUGGGGCUAUUGGAUCAUGGGCGUGGCAUGCUUUAUGUUUGCCGUCAUUGGGGUUUUGGUGAUUCCCGGUGAUGAUCACGCCGCGGAGGAUCUCGAUGGAGCUGGGGUAUCAACAUUCGAACGGCUGGAUGGACUUGGCGCUAUCACUGGGGUGAUUGGGCUUGUGCUCAUCAACUUUGCAUGGAAUCAAGCCUGUCUGGUUGGGUGGGAAGUGCCAUACACCUUUGCCCUGCUCAUUGUUGGGGCUCUCUUUCUUGUUUUAUUUCUCUUUGUGGAGCGCACCGCGGCCUUUCCACUACUACCGAGCUCUGUUUUCAAAGGUGAAGUUGGCUGGGUUCUGGGAUGUAUUGCAGCAGGGUGGUCCAGUUUUGGGAUCCUGGUUUUCUAUCACUACAACUUUCUCGAAGAGAUUGAGCACAACAGCGGGCUGCUGGUGACAGCCAAAUGGGCCGGAUCUUCUUUAAGUGGCGCGACUGCCGCAAUUAUGACUGGUGUCCUGAUGAGCCGAGUACCGCCAAGCCUCAUUAUGCUCGCUGCGAUGCUGGCUUUUACCAUAGGAUUGUCUCUGUUGGCCACUAUGCCUCCGGGUCAGAACUAUUGGGCGAAUGCAUUCUUAAUCAUGCUGAUCACUCCCUGGGGAAUGGACCUCUCAUUCCCAUCUGGGACUUUGAUUAUGAGUAACGCGAUGCCGCGUGAGCAUCAAGGAGUUGCAGGCUCUCUGGUGAACACUGUUGUGAAUUAUUCAAUAUCUCUUGGCCUCGGCUUCACGGGCACAGUCGAGAGAUACGUGAACCCCGAUGGAUCGAAUAUGCUGAAGGGAUAUCGCGGUGCGUCAUAUAUGGGGGUUGGCCUAGCAGGGCUGGGUUCUGUCAUUGCCAUAUGUUUCACAGUCGUGACAUGGUCCAAGUCAAAGCGACCACAAUGA
Penicillium olsonii is the source of this 1524-nucleotide messenger RNA. The record is from the annotation of a GenBank genome assembly. Lineage: Eukaryota; Fungi; Ascomycota; Eurotiomycetes; Eurotiales; Aspergillaceae.